This is a messenger RNA of Lichtheimia ornata, 951 nucleotides long. RefSeq lists its product as uncharacterized. The record is from RefSeq and is a predicted model, not a curated record. Gene Ontology annotation, cellular component: membrane; glycosylphosphatidylinositol-N-acetylglucosaminyltransferase (GPI-GnT) complex. Bases 1 to 951 code for a protein of 316 amino acids. NCBI's taxonomy places the organism in Eukaryota, Fungi, Mucoromycota, Mucoromycetes, Mucorales, Lichtheimiaceae. Gene Ontology annotation, biological process: GPI anchor biosynthetic process. The transcript is spliced from 6 exons.
AUGGAUGCACGAGUGGCUCAUCAAUUCCCGAGCCCUGGUUACCAGUACAACCCUACGAAUCCGCCAUGGCGAAAGCUUCUGUGGGUGAAGCAAAACUACCCUGACAACUAUGUGGAUAGCACCUUCCUUGAUGAGCUGCAAAAGAAUGUCAACGUUCGUACCUAUGAUUAUUGGAAGAUGGUCUAUGAGUCAGGUGUCAUAACGCAACAUAUCAGCAGCGUGGUGAUCUUUAUUGCUGUUUUCAUCUACUUGCAAAUGGGUGCUUUGGUGGCCAACCACUUGAUAUGGACCGGAUCUUUCAUGACAGGGAUUGGUUAUGUGAUUUGGGACUUGGUGAUGAUCCAACAAACGGCUCCUCAUCGAGGGUUUGAACGUAAACGCGUCGCCAAGAGUGCUGUUUUCUUUUUUGCAACGUUGCUCGGUCUCUCUCCCAUCCUCAAGACAUUAACCAGUCAAACAAGCGAUGAUACGAUUUGGGCAUUGACAGUGUGCUGCUUCUUGGCCAAUGUCUUGUUUCAUGAUUAUGGAUCACAAAGUCGAGCGCGUGUAAAGAUCCCAGGUUCAUUAUCAACGAAUGCAGCCAUAUUUGCUUCGGUCCUUUUGGCAUCACGAUUUGACACCAACCUUGACGUCUUUAGCCUACUUUCAUUUGCAGUGGAAUGGUUUGCAUUAUUUCCCAUUUUCAGGCGGUACCUGCAGGACAUGAAUCCCAAAGUUCAAAUCAUGCUGACCAUUCUCAUGCUUCUUACCUCUGUCGCCAUGUUCAUUCGCAUCUCCAAAGCCGUCGUUUUCUUAUACAUCCUCAGUUUUUGUUUUAUUACCUUCAUAUGUCCUUGGUGGUUGAUUUUCAUUCAAAAGUACAAAAAUGAAAUCCAUGGUCCAUGGGACGAAGCUCGACCUCGAUUGCAGCGUUCAAGAAAGAAUCUCUAUCGCAAGCGAGCCAGCAGCUAA